Gymnodraco acuticeps is the source of this 779-nucleotide messenger RNA. RefSeq names its product complement C1q-like protein 3. The record is from RefSeq and is a predicted model, not a curated record. Bases 65 to 649 code for a protein of 194 amino acids. NCBI's taxonomy places the organism in Eukaryota, Metazoa, Chordata, Actinopteri, Perciformes, Bathydraconidae. The transcript has 3 exons. Gene Ontology annotation, molecular function: protein binding.
GCAGCCAGAGGGAUCACAUCAUUUAAAGUUCAGGGGACUAAGCGACGUUGAAUCAACUUACAAAAUGAGAUUGACCAUUGUGCUGAUUGUGUCGCUGUUUAGUGGCUUAAUUUUGGCCCAGGACGAUGAUAAUGCCAGUGGUACACAGUCAUGCAAUGCUUGUGAAGUAAUUGAGAAACUAAAGGCUAUGGAAACCAGACUGAAGGAGAGUGAAAACCAGAUUCUUGAACUGAAGAGCAAAGAAAAGAAAACAGUGAUAUUCAGUGCAGCAACAGGAGGAGGAAAAUGUGGACCCUUCAAUACAAACACAACUUUUAUCUACAGAACUGCGAUUACAAACAUUGGUGAUGCCUACAGUCCAUCCACAGGUGUCUUCGUUGCCCCGGUUGCAGGUGUUUAUUACUUUACCAUCUUCUUUCAUGCUGGAGGGAAAUAUGCAACUCUAUUAUGGCUCUACAAGAACAAUGAGUUAGUGGUCAUGACCCAGGAACACCCUUCAACCUUUGACACAGCUGAUAAUGGAGGAAACGCAGUGUUCCUGCAGCUUGUUCAAGGAGACCAGGUGUAUGUGCAGCUGGGUGCAAACACGCAUGUUUGGGGAGGCGACUAUCAUACAACCUUCAGUGGUUUUUUGGUCACUGAAAUGUGAGAAUCUGAUCUCUGUAGUCAUUCCUGCUUGAGGGUGGCUGACAAAGUCUGAGCUCUCCAAACAUCUAACAUGACAUGUUAAAAUGUAAUGACAGAAAGUUGUUGCUCAUACAAUAAAAAGUCUAAAGAAA